Molecule: messenger RNA, 2811 nt
Organism: Prunus dulcis (almond)
Lineage: Eukaryota; Viridiplantae; Streptophyta; Magnoliopsida; Rosales; Rosaceae
Exons: 5
Coding region: 467-2599 (710 amino acids)
Source: RefSeq, a predicted model, not a curated record
AGAGAGAGAGAGAAACAGAUAAAAAAAUAUAAAGAAGAGAGAGAAAAGAAAGGAAUCCCAACGACCCAGAGAGAAACUAGAAAGAGACAUUAAAAAAUCGCCAGACAGGAGAAAGAAAGGCUGUGAUUUGGGUUGCGGGAAGAACUGGGGUGUGAUCCCCCACGCGCAUUCCUUGCGCUUGUUACUUGUUACUCUCUCCCCCUCUCUCUCUCUCUGCACAUAAUUAUCUUUUUCUUUCUCUUGUGAUGACCCCUGUGUGAUCCGAUUCUCUCUCUCUCUCUCUUCAUCCUUACAAAAGCUACAAAGUUGAAUCAUUGGCUGCAUUUGUCUUGGAUCAUAGUCUCUCUGCUAUGUUGCGGAAAAUGAGAAUUUAGUGGAGCAACAAGAAGGGGAAGAAGAAGAAGAAGCUGCUGCAGAUAUUGGGAUGUCAAAAAGCUCUGCUUUUGGGUCGUUUACAUCUUGAAAAAUGAAUAUGUUGAUGCGAGGAGAUCUUGAUCCAAAGUCAAUGCAAGCAUACACUGGUUCUCUGAACGAUGUUUUGAGGACAACUAUGCUCAACCAGGAGGUUAUGUUUAAAAAGCAGGUUCAUGACCUCCAUCAUCUAUAUGGGAUACAGAAGACACUGAUGCAGAACGUUGGCAGGAUGGAGUUUGGUAGAUACAAUUUCAGGAAGGCUAGUGCUGAGUCAACUCUGUUACCGUGCAGAAAUUCUACACGAGAUGAACCUAUGGACUUCUUAGAAGGGUACAAAGGUGUAUAUGAUAAGAUUCAGCCGAGGACUCCUGAUCUUAAACUUCCCUCGGAUCAAUGCGUUAGCUAUAUUGGUAAGAAUCUCCUGAAGAAUAAUAAUACAAGAGACCACUUGAAAGUAACUCUGGGACUUAGGAGUUCUCUUUGUUGUGAUAAUUUCACAGAUCCAGCAGAUUUGACGCUUUCCCUGAGCAUUCAAGACGACAGUAGGAGAGAGGGAGGUACUAAGAGAACUUGGUUUGAUGUAGAAACUCAUUCCUGCUCACACCAAGUGAUUGAUUUAGAAGAAUCAAUUGAGAGGACAUCAAUCGAGGGUUUGGAACACUCACCCUCUUUCAGCAGUGCUACUCCAAUAAAAAACUUCGGGGCCAAGCACGAUUCUGAAGUUUCUGUCCUUGUUGAUCCUAUAGUCUCAAGUUGUGGGAAGGAAAAUCUAUUGUUUCCUGCUGCAGACAGUAACCCCCUUUCAGAUCACAGUGAGUGGAAUCCAUUCAAUCAAGGACUAAAAAAGCUUUCUGGUGGUGUCCCAAUUAACAAUUUGUCCACCACAAGGCAACAUUUCAGUUCAUGUGAAGCAGGGCUUCUGGACCUCAACAAAAUUCAGCAUGAUGAUUCAUCUUGUCUGUCAAAUGAUCCUACAGUAGCCCAUCCUUCAACAGCAAGCUCAUCACAUGCUUUUCAUGGAUUAGUUGGCGAGGUAGAGGAAGGCACUCCUUGUUUCGGAACUGGGGAAAAGAAAAAUGAUAAUGACUCAAAUAAAGCUUCUGAAACGUUUCAAAAAGAUGAUUCUGGAGAUUUUGCUUCCACGAACUCCAAAAGAAAAAAUGAGAGAACAGAUUAUUGGGGUGGGAAUUCCAAAGUUGAUGUAUUGAGCAUAAGUGAAAUGGGCCAUGUAAGUUUGGAGGCUGCGUCUAGACCCAAGAUAGACCUCUGUGAAGCAGUUUGUUGUCACAGUAAUGACCCUGGUAAGGGAAAUGACGGGUUCAUCAUGGGACUCCUAGACUGUCGAACUCGUUCAUGUGAAGCUGCUAAACAAGCAAACCAUGAGAACAACAAAGCAGAAGACCCUAUAUUUUCACAUUCUGAUCUUAGUCAAAAAAGAGAUCAAGAUGGACAUGGAAAUAUAUCUUCUGCUUCAUGUAAGCCGGGCUGCAUUGGUGAUAAUGAUUCCAGCAGCAUAAAGACUAUGCAAUCUGAGGUUGAGUACAGAAACUCAAAUCCCUUUUGUGUUGAUCAAUUUUCCGAAACACAUGUAGGGUAUCAAGUUUCAGAAACCUUAAUGGUUGAACAGGACCAAAGAUCUUCCAACAACAGUCAAUUAAAACACAAAUGCCUCAAGAAGGAAGGAGAAUCAGCUGAACUCGAUGUUUUGAUCAAAGAGGCAGCCGAAGCACUUGUCGGAAUCUCAUUGGAGAACUCAUCUGGUUAUCAAGAUUGUCCUUACAAAGUAGGGGUAUCAAAUAAGAUGGAAAUGAAGGAGAGUGAGCAACCACAGUAUUCUUCUGAUUCUUUCGAGUUAAUCACACUAAAGCUAACAGAAAGCAGCGCGGAUGACAAUUGUGUGUCAUCAAAGCCUUCUGAAGUAGAUUACACUGAUAGAAAGGAUUUUGGUGUUAAGUUGAGAAGGGGGAGAAGAUUGAAAGAUUUUCAGAGGGACAUACUUCCUGGUCUGGCAUCCCUUUCCCGGCAAGAAAUUCGUGAAGAUAUAAACAUUAUGGAGGCAGUUUUAAGAUCAAGAGAGUACAAAAAAUUAAGAGCCAAGGCGGCUGAUGGUCAAAGCUGGUGUGCUCCUGUCAAAAACAAACGUUCACGACUAAACUAUGUUCCACGUAGGAAAAAAACUUUAUGAGAAGUUUUAAGUUGGGAAUGGCAUAGAUCUGAGCAAGUAUUUGUUUGUAACCAUUGGCUGCAUAUAACCUUAUGUUCUGACUUUAGAAUCAUUUAGCUACUUUCUGAUUCAUGUACUGAUCUUAAUACUAGUAUUGGUAACUGGAUAAAUGUUAACCCUAAUCCCGCAGAGAUACAAAAUUAAUGAUUGAGAAGGUGAGUUUGCUUGUGUCA